GGAUUUCAAUUGGUUUGUUGGCAUUGGCAGAUCGGCAGAUUUCCGCGAUUUUUAAUAAUCCAGCUGUGAGUGUUGUUUUAUAUCAACAAAAAUGCAUCCAGAUCUUACUGAACGCAUAUUGCAACAUUUGGAAGGCAAUGACAAAGUCAGCACCAUUGAUUUGGCCACAUUGUUUGGCGUAGACCACCAAAAAAUUGUUGGUGCCUUAAAAAGCAUUGAAGCUCACGGCGAUUUGAUAAUCGCCGAACCAGCCUCAACAAAAAGUUUGGAGUUGACAGAAGAGGGUCAAAUUGUAAUGACAAAUGGCAGUCACGAAGCAAUACUGUAUGGAACUGUCCCUGUGGAAGGCAUUUCCCAAGAGGAACUUAUGAAGAGUGGCCCUAAUGCGAAAAUUGGCUAUAGCAAAGCCAUGGCACUUGGUUGGAUCCAUUUGGACAAAUCAGUCAGCCCACCACUUGUCAAAAGGAAAGUGGAAAAAAUCGAAGAUACAGUAAAAAAAUCUCUUGAAGAGAUUUCAAAAAAUCAAACGGAUCUGCCACCUCAUGUAAUCAAAGAAUUUAAAAAACGCAGGUUGUUGCAAGAAAUCACGACGAAAAGUUUCAUUUUGAGUAAGGGUAGCGAAUUUGCAACAACUUUAACGAAAAUGGAAACAGAUCUCACAGUUGACAUGCUUGCGAACGGCUUAUGGAAGGACCUUAAAUUCAAAUCAUACAAUUUUGAUGCACUGGGCUCUGCACCUGUGAGAGGUCAUUUGCACCCACUACAAAAAGUACGCUCAGAGUUCCGGCAGAUAUUCUUAGAAAUGGGUUUUUCGGAAAUGCCUACAAAUAACUACAUAGAGUCUUCAUUCUGGAAUUUCGAUGCACUAUUUGUACCACAACAACAUCCUGCUCGCGACGCUCAGGACACCUUCUUUAUUAGUCAUCCGGCAAAGAGUUAUAAAUUUCCGCAAGAAUAUAUGCAACGCGUACAGGAAGUACAUUCACGUGGCGGUUACGGUUCGACUGGCUAUGGCUAUGAUUGGAAAUUAGAAGAAGCACAACGUAACACAUUGCGUACACACACAACAGCGGUGAGUGCACGAAUGCUAUAUAAGUUGGCCAGUCAGCCGGAGGGGUUUCGCCCAGUAAAAUAUUUUAGUAUUGAUAAAGUAUUCCGAAAUGAAACAUUGGAUGCCACACAUUUGGCGGAAUUCCAUCAAGUGGAGGGCGUGGUAGCGGACGUUGGACUAACGCUCGGAGAUUUAAUUGGUACACUUUACGAAUUUUUCCGCAAACUUGGUAUUGAAAAGUUAGAGUUCAAACCAGCCUACAAUCCGUACACCGAGCCAAGCAUGGAGAUUUUCUGCUUCCAUCCAGGACUUAACAAAUGGAUCGAAGUGGGAAAUUCAGGUGUUUUCCGGCCAGAGCUUCUGCUACCAAUGGGCUUACCUGAAAAUGUAAAUGUUAUUGCUUGGGGUCUAUCGUUGGAACGACCGACUAUGAUAAAAUAUGGAAUCAAUAAUAUACGCGAUUUGAUCGGGCCUAAAGUCGAUUUGAAAAUGGUAGAAGAAGGACCGAUCUGUCGUUUAGAUAAAUAAAAUUUUUAUAAAUCGGGGCUUGUUUCAAGGGAUUUGAAUUAAAAU
Messenger RNA from Rhagoletis zephyria (snowberry fruit fly), 1624 nucleotides. It is a transcript of the gene alpha-PheRS, whose product is annotated as phenylalanine--tRNA ligase alpha subunit. Gene Ontology annotation, molecular function: phenylalanine-tRNA ligase activity; tRNA binding; ATP binding. Gene Ontology annotation, cellular component: cytosol; phenylalanine-tRNA ligase complex; cytoplasm. NCBI's taxonomy places the organism in Eukaryota, Metazoa, Arthropoda, Insecta, Diptera, Tephritidae. Gene Ontology annotation, biological process: phenylalanyl-tRNA aminoacylation. The record is from RefSeq and is a predicted model, not a curated record.